UGUCUGGCAUGUAUUGAGAGGUCUCGUGGCGUCGACGUUGGACCUGAUGAUUUAAAAGACAUUUUGAGAGAUUGGCAUUCAGACAUUGAUUUGUGUAAUGAACUUAAAAAGUACAUGGAAGAAGUUGCAGUAUUCAAGAAAGAAGCCUCUGACGAGCACUUGAGGCGGAUUGAAAUUGAACGAAUGGCCAGGACAUUAGAGGAAAAGCAGGUGCAGCGACAGAAAGAAACUGAGGAAGAUCGUUCCAAAACACAUCAAGAGUUUCAACAACUUAAAGUACGACUAGAUGAGGUCACUGAUGAACUUCAGAAAGCCAAUCAGCAUAAUGAGCAUGUUCAACAUGAGCUCAUGGAAUCGAAAAGGCGUUACACUGAGGAACUUCAGAAAGCCAAAGAGCAUAGCGAGAAUGUUCAACAUCAGCUCUUGGAAUUUAAAGAGCGUUGUAAUUGGCUUCAAUCAGAGUAUGACCAAUUGCUAAAUGAUGCAGUUAGAGAGGUUGAAAUGUUACGCCAGAGAAGAGGCAAGAUCCUUUCAGUUUUGCGCCGGUUUUCAUCAUCUGAACUGGAGUGUGCAACAGAAAAUUUGAGUACUUCACUGAAGAUAGGAGGGGGUGAAUUUGCUUCUGUGUACCAAGGUGUCCUCUGGAACAUGAAAGUUGCAAUAAAGGUGCUGAGACCUGAUGUUUUACAAGGGCGCUCGCAGUUUGAAGAAGAGAUUGCUAUACAUAGUAGGGUGAGACAUCCCAACUUGGUAACUCUGCUAGGAGCAUGCCCAGAGUCAUAUGCGCUUGUCUAUGAGUUCUUAUCAAACGGCAGCCUUGAAGAUUUUCUUUUAUGUGCGGAUAAGAGGCAGGCUCUGACAUGGCGUAUUCGUGUCCGUAUUAUUUCUGAGAUAUGUUCGACUCUGAUAUUUCUACACGAGAACAAACCUGAUCCAGUUAUUCAUGGAGAUCUUAAGCCUUCCAACAUUCUACUUGAUGCUAACUUAGUCAGUAAGCUUAGUGACUUUGGUAUUCCUCAUGUGCUGAACCAGUCCAACAGCAAUAUCACCGAGCAUCCUGUGGAGACCUCUGUAUACAUGGACCCAGAAUUUCUUGCCACCUCGAAGAUGACAACUCGCUCUGAUGUUUAUUCUUUUGGAAUUGUAGUCUUGCAGCUUUUAACUGGAAGGUCUCCUGUUGGUAUAAAGAAGAUUGUGAAGGAUGCGAUGGAUCAUGGUGACCUGAACUCUAUAGUUGAUACCUCAGCGGGAAAGUGGCCUUGUGAGCAAAUCCAUCAGUUAGCAGAGUUUGGUCUCAGCUGCACUGAGCCAAGCAGGACGUGCCGGCCUGAUCUUUGCCAGCUGUGGACAUCAGUUGAGGCUAUGAGGGAUGUUGCGGCAUCAUCUUCGAGUUCGGUGCAGGAUGAAAACCACACACCGUCAUACUUUAUCUGUCCUAUAACUCAGGAUAUCAUGAAUGAUCCACACAUUGCAGCGGAUGGAUUAACCUAUGAAGGUGAAUCUAUUCGGACUUGGCUUGGUAUGGGUCACCAAACAUCCCCGAUGACCAACCUGAAACUUUGCAACCGCAAGCUCAUCCCCAAUCGUGCUCUCCGCUCCGCCAUCCAGGAUUGGCUACAACAGCACAACGGAGAAUUAUGA
Molecule: messenger RNA, 1641 nt
Organism: Lolium perenne
Lineage: Eukaryota; Viridiplantae; Streptophyta; Magnoliopsida; Poales; Poaceae
Source: RefSeq, a predicted model, not a curated record